CGAUCCCUCCCCCCUCACUCAACCACAGUAGCACUCUGCCAUACUAUCACGCACGCACUCCAGUCACACCUCCCACGAAGAACCAACAGGAGGCGCGGAUCCCACCGAUAAAUAACCCCGCCUCGCCGCUCCUCCCCAAAAUCAAUCACCGAUCGCUCGGGGUUCCCGGCAUGACAAUGAUGGCCAUGCCCGAGGCGCCCUGCCUCUGCGCGCGCCCGUCCCUCGCCGCGCGCGCGAGGCGGCCGGGGUCGGGGCCGGCGCCGCGCCUGCGACGGUGGCGACCCAAUGCGACGGCGGGGAAGGGGGUCGGCGAGGUGUGCGCCGCGGUUGUCGAGGCGGCGACGAAGGUAGAGGACGAGGGGGAGGAGGACGAGCCGGUGGCGGAGGACAGGUACGCGCUCGGCGGCGCGUGCAGGGUGCUCGCCGGAAUGCCCGCGCCGCUGGGCGCCACCGCGCUCGCCGGCGGGGUCAAUUUCGCCGUCUAUUCCGGCGGAGCCACCGCCGCGGCGCUCUGCCUCUUCACGCCAGAAGAUCUCAAGGCGGAUAGGGUGACCGAGGAGGUUCCCCUUGACCCCCUGAUGAAUCGGACCGGGAACGUGUGGCAUGUCUUCAUCGAAGGCGAGCUGCACAACAUGCUUUACGGGUACAGGUUCGACGGCACCUUUGCUCCUCACUGCGGGCACUACCUUGAUGUUUCCAAUGUCGUGGUGGAUCCUUAUGCUAAGGCAGUGAUAAGCCGAGGGGAGUAUGGUGUUCCAGCGCGUGGUAACAAUUGCUGGCCUCAGAUGGCUGGCAUGAUCCCUCUUCCAUAUAGCACGUUUGAUUGGGAAGGCGACCUACCUCUAAGAUAUCCUCAAAAGGACCUGGUAAUAUAUGAGAUGCACUUGCGUGGAUUCACGAAGCAUGAUUCAAGCAAUGUAGAACAUCCGGGUACUUUCAUUGGAGCUGUGUCGAAGCUUGACUAUUUGAAGGAGCUUGGAGUUAAUUGUAUUGAAUUAAUGCCCUGCCAUGAGUUCAACGAGCUGGAGUACUCAACCUCUUCUUCCAAGAUGAACUUUUGGGGAUAUUCUACCAUAAACUUCUUUUCACCAAUGACAAGAUACACAUCAGGCGGGAUAAAAAACUGUGGGCGUGAUGCCAUAAAUGAGUUCAAAACUUUUGUAAGAGAGGCUCACAAACGGGGAAUUGAGGUGAUCCUGGAUGUUGUCUUCAACCAUACAGCUGAGGGUAAUGAGAAUGGUCCAAUAUUAUCAUUUAGGGGGGUCGAUAAUACUACAUACUAUAUGCUUGCACCCAAGGGAGAGUUUUAUAACUAUUCUGGCUGUGGGAAUACCUUCAACUGUAAUCAUCCUGUGGUUCGUCAAUUCAUUGUAGAUUGUUUAAGAUACUGGGUGACGGAAAUGCAUGUUGAUGGUUUUCGUUUUGAUCUUGCAUCCAUAAUGACCAGAGGUUCCAGUCUGUGGGAUCCAGUUAACGUGUAUGGAGCUCCAAUAGAAGGUGACAUGAUCACAACAGGGACACCUCUUGUUACUCCACCACUUAUUGACAUGAUCAGCAAUGACCCAAUUCUUGGAGGCGUCAAGCUCAUUGCUGAAGCAUGGGAUGCAGGAGGCCUCUAUCAAGUAGGUCAAUUCCCUCACUGGAAUGUUUGGUCUGAGUGGAAUGGGAAGUACCGGGACAUUGUGCGUCAAUUCAUUAAAGGCACUGAUGGAUUUGCUGGUGGUUUUGCCGAAUGUCUUUGUGGAAGUCCACACCUAUACCAGGCAGGAGGAAGGAAACCUUGGCACAGUAUCAACUUUGUAUGUGCACAUGAUGGAUUUACACUGGCUGAUUUGGUAACAUAUAAUAAGAAGUACAAUUUACCAAAUGGGGAGAACAACAGAGAUGGAGAAAAUCACAAUCUUAGCUGGAAUUGUGGGGAGGAAGGAGAAUUCGCAAGAUUGUCUGUCAAAAGAUUGAGGAAGAGGCAGAUGCGCAAUUUCUUUGUUUGUCUCAUGGUUUCUCAAGGAGUUCCAAUGUUCUACAUGGGUGAUGAAUAUGGCCACACAAAAGGGGGCAACAACAAUACAUACUGCCAUGAUUCUUAUGUCAAUUAUUUUCGCUGGGAUAAAAAAGAACAAUACUCUGAGUUGCACCGAUUCUGCUGCCUCAUGACCAAAUUCCGCAAGGAGUGCGAGGGUCUUGGCCUUGAGGACUUUCCAACGGCCAAACGGCUGCAGUGGCAUGGUCAUCAGCCUGGGAAGCCUGAUUGGUCUGAGAAUAGCCGAUUCGUUGCCUUUUCCAUGAAAGAUGAAAGACAGGGCGAGAUCUAUGUGGCCUUCAACACCAGCCACUUACCGGCCGUUGUUGAGCUCCCAGAGCGCGCAGGGCGCCGGUGGGAACCGGUGGUGGACACAGGCAAGCCAGCACCAUACGACUUCCUCACCGAAGACUUACCUGAUCGCGCUCUCACCAUACACCAGUUCUCGCAUUUCCUCUACUCCAACCUCUACCCCAUGCUCAGCUACUCAUCGGUCAUCCUAGUAUUGCGCCCUGAUGUUUGAGAGACCAAUAUAUACAGUAAAUAAUAUGUCUAUAUGUAGUCCUUUGGCGUAUUAUCAGUGUGCACAAUUGCUCUAUUGCCAGUGAUCUAUUCGAUCCACAGAUACAUGUGCAAACUGCAAAGUUUCUGGUAAUCAGAGAAGUUUUUCCUGAUGACCAAGCUACUAUAACAUUCAUUGGCAAUGGAGCAAAAACAAAAUGCACAGAGCAUGCUCUUCUAUCAGUGACACUGAAGGAAGACGAACGAUCCACACCGCAGUCAGCAGGGCAGCAUAAGGAAGG
Messenger RNA from Triticum dicoccoides, 2823 nucleotides. Its product is annotated as isoamylase 1, chloroplastic-like. The coding region runs from base 171 to 2543 and encodes 790 amino acids. Gene Ontology annotation, molecular function: hydrolase activity, hydrolyzing O-glycosyl compounds. The record is from RefSeq and is a predicted model, not a curated record. Gene Ontology annotation, biological process: carbohydrate metabolic process. NCBI's taxonomy places the organism in Eukaryota, Viridiplantae, Streptophyta, Magnoliopsida, Poales, Poaceae. The transcript has 19 exons.